Messenger RNA from Penicillium olsonii, 2058 nucleotides. The record is from the annotation of a GenBank genome assembly. Lineage: Eukaryota; Fungi; Ascomycota; Eurotiomycetes; Eurotiales; Aspergillaceae.
AUGCCUGUGGAUCAACUGCUCCACAUGAGAAUCGCCGACUGUCCAGUGAAUAAAAUUGCGGUGAUCACCCCGCCGGACGAAGCCGACCUGAACCUUGAAAAUAAAGGUAAAGGCGUUGCAGCGCCCGACCCCAGUCUCAGUCGCAUCUAUCGACUUACACCUAAACCGACGAUCGUACUGGAUAAUUCGUUGCGAAUCAUCGAGGUAUCAAACAGUCAUGUGGAAAUCUUCCAGCGGUCACGAGAUCGCCUGUUGAACGCCAAUGUUUACGACCUUCCCGCCUCCGUCCUUGCGGUCCCCAACAUCCCUUCCUUCAGUGGUGCUCUUGCGGCUGCCAUAUCCACACGUCAGGUGCAGACCACUAACCCGGUGCAUGUGGCCAAAUGCGACGCCUUUUUCUCCCUGAACGUAACCCCGAUUGUGGAAAAUGAUGCCCUGCUCUACGUGCUGCUGGAGGCCGAGCGGACCACCCGAAAAUCGCCAGUCAACAACCAGCACAGCCUGAACGAGGCGUACCGAAUCCUGGUGGAUACCGUGAAGGAUUAUGCCAUUUUCAUGCUCGACACCCGGGGCCACAUUGCAACGUGGAACUCCGGCGCCGCCAUCCUCAAGGGCUAUACCGCUUCGGAAAUCAUCGGACAGCACUUUUCCGUCUUCUACGGUCGCGAGGAUCGGGAAAUUAAAAAACCCGCCCGGGAGUUGGAGGUCUGCAUACAGGAAGGAAAGAUCGAGGAUGAUGGCUGGCGCUAUCGAAAGGAUGGCUCUCGGUUCUGGGCCAACGUGAUGAUCACGGCGAUUUUCCAAAACGGUACUCUGGCAGGAUUCGUCAAAGUCACCCGUGAUUUGACCGAACGUCGCGCCGCAGAGGCGCGCUUGAUCAGUGUCUUUGAAGAAUCAGUCCGACUCAAGUCCGCUUUCCUGGCCAACAUGUCUCACGAACUGCGCACCCCGAUGAACGGAAUGUUCUUGGCCUUGACGAUGCUCCUGAAGACCGAACUCAAUUCAGAGCAGCGGGAAUAUGCAUGCAUAUUGGAAGACUCGACAUCCAUCCUGUUACAAGUCAUUAACGACGUACUCGACUACUCCAAACUAUCCUCGGAGACAUUCCCCUUGACCAAAGAGGUGCUCGACAUUCACGGUGUAAUCACAGCAGUGGUUCGCAACUGCCAGAAUUCAUUGAAGCCCGGUGUCAAGCUCAUGCCUGCUGUGAGUAAGGGCUUCCCCCAAGCUGUCAGAGGAGACCCUCUCCGGUUCCGUCAAGUGCUGCAGAAUUUGGUCAGCAAUGCAGUCAAAUUCACAGAGAAAGGGCAUAUUCGGAUCAACGCCAAAUCUACAAUUGACGAGAAAGAGCCCAAUUCCCACCUGAUUACCAUCGAGGUGGUGGAUACGGGGAUCGGUAUACCAGAAGAUGCAGAGAGCACCCUCUUCACCCCCUUUACGCGAUUCGCGGACACAGCAACCAAGAAAUACCAGGGAACUGGUCUCGGUCUGUCAAUCUGCAAGAGCUUGGUUGAAUUGAUGGAUGGCGCUAUCGGGUUCCACUCUAAUCCCGACGGGCCUGGUAGUGUGUUCUGGAUGACAGCUAAGCUGGCGAAUGCUGCCUCCCCGGUGUCUGCAGCAAGGCAGAGUUUGCCACCUACCACUCCCUCGACGGUAGACCGGACCGGACCGCUAAAGACGAUCGCCCCACACAAGUACAUUCUUCUCGUCGAAGACAACAAUGUCAAUCGAACUAUUAUGGUGAAACUACUCUCUACCCUUGGCUUCCAACGGGUAGAUGCCGCAUGGAACGGCGCAGAAGCAGUGCGAAUGGUCAAGCAGAAACCACUCGCGUAUAAUGUGAUCCUAAUGGACAUCAACAUGCCGGUCAUGGAUGGUCUGACAGCCACAGAGCACAUUCGACGAAUGAACCUGGACGUGCCCAUCCUCGCGCUGACAGGCAACGCCUUGAAGGGAGAUGCUGAAACGUAUCUUUCCAAGGGUAUGAACGAUUACAUCGCCAAGCCUCUCCAUAGACAGCAGCUGGUUGAUCUACUGUGGAAAUGGUGUGGAUCAUGA